AAUGCACACGCAAUUAAACAGUUUGAUUUCCAAGCCAACUUGCUAGCUGACAAGUAGGGCAUGGAUUCUAUCAUUAGUAGCAAGUCAUAAGAAGGACAACUUUGUAAACGCUGAAAUACAGGGUUCCUUCCUGGAAAUGCCCAAACAAACAACCUGGUAGAAUUGAGCAAUCAGAAUUCUCUCAUCUAUGCACCGAGAAUAUCCAAUGAGAGACAACUAGAAGAUAUUGGAUGAAGCCAAUGUUAAGCAAAGAGAAAUAGUUCGUGGCAGGAAAAGAAGUAAAAUGCAUUCACCAUGCAUUAGAGAGGCCUCAGAAGUCUGUUCUCAUGGUUGCUGUCCAACUCCUUUUCUUGGCUUUCCUCAACCUCAAACUGCAACAUCCGCAACCACAGCUGCUUCGUCCCGCUAUGACUUUGAAGUAGCUAUGACCUCUUCUAUAUAUCCAAAUUCUCAAUUCACUAAUCAUGAAUCUCUUCCCUCAUUAGAUGAAUCAUUUUCCAAUUUCACCAAAGCAUUUCCACAGUAUGCCCUGACUGAUCUGGCUGACAAAAUCCGAGCACAGGAAUACUACCAUCUAUCUCUGUCAAAUCAUGUUUGUCUUGAUUAUAUUGGUCAUGGCCUCUUCUCCUACUCCCAACAAGCGAGUCAUUAUCAGGCUUCUCCAAUUGCAUCAACAUCAACUUCUCCUCCUCCUUCAACAUCGCAUUCCACUGCUUUGGAACCACCUUUUUUUGAUAUUUUCAACAGAUCGGUGACCUUAAACUCUCAAUUACAGUAUGGUGGACCUGAAUCAGACAUGGAAAACAAGAUAAGAAGACGAAUUAUAGCCUUCAUGAAUAUCUCUGAAGAUGAAUAUACUGUGGUUUUCACUGCCAACCAAACAUCUGCAUUCAAACUUCUUGCUGACGCUUAUCCAUUCCAAUCCCAUAGAAAACUUCUUACAAUGUAUGACAACGAAAGCGAGGCAGUUAAAGUGAUGAUUGAGAGCUCCAAGCAGAAAGGAGGACAGGUCUUUUCAGCUGACUUCUCGUGGCCUUCCCUGAGAAUUCAAUCAGGAAAAUUAAAGAAGAAAGUGGUAAGUAAGAGAAAGACGGAGAGAAAGAAGAAGAGGGGAUUAUUUGUUUUCCCACUUCAGUCAAGGAUGACAGGGACUAGGUAUUCAUAUUUCUGGAUGAGCAUGGCUCAGGAGAAUGGGUGGCAUAUCUUGCUUGAUGCUUGUGCAUUGGGACCUAAGGAGAUGGAAACUCUUGGACUCUCCCUCUUCAAGCCUGAUUUUCUUAUAUGCUCCUUUUUCAAGGUAUUUGGAGAGAACCCAUCAGGUUUUGGAUGUCUAUUUGUUAAAAAGUCAAGUGCUUCAGUCUUAAUGAAUUCAACUACAGCUGCAAGCAUAGGUAUAGUGAGGCUUGUCCCAGCUAUAGGACCAUCUCAGUUCUCUGAAGAGUCAUUUGUGGCCGAUGUAGAAAUUGAGCCUAAGGAAAAUCUCGAGUUACAUAAUGACAAAAUUUUGCAAGGCAUGUCCUCAAAGCCAGCAUCUGGUCACCAGAUGAGUAGCAGAAGUUCUGAAAUGAAUGAAACUGAAGAGACUACUAUAAAACAAAAGGAAUCAGAAAUUGAGGAAUUAGAGACACCGCCAACUGAAUUUUCCCAAUUUAAAUUCAAUGAAAGUGGCGGAAAUGGGAAAACAGUACUUGAAUUUAAGGGCUUGGAACAUGCAGAUUCUUUAGGCUUGAUACUUAUCAGUACAAGAGCAAGAUACCUGAUCAACUGGCUGGUAAAUGCAUUAAUGAGUCUUCAGCAUCCACAUUCUGAAAACGGGAACCCGCUAAUCAGAAUAUAUGGGCCAAAGAUAAAGUUUGACAGAGGACCAGCAGUGGCAUUCAAUAUAUUUGAUUGGAAGGGAGAAAGAAUUGAUCCUGUACUUGUUCAAAAACUUGCCGACAGAAACAACAUUUCUUUAAGCUACGGGUUUUUGCACCACAUUUGGCUUCCAGCCAAGCAUGAAGAGCAGAGGGGACAGCUAUCGGAAAUGGGAGCACAGAACCUUAAUGAAAAGAGAGAAAAACAAAAACCUCAUUCUGGUAUUUCUGCCAUCACAGCUACACUAGGAUUCUUGACAAAUUUUGAAGAUGUUUACAGGCUUUGGGCAUUUGUUUCAAGGUUCUUGGAUGCGGACUUUGUCGAAAAAGAGAGAUGGAGAUACACGGCUCUAAAUCAAAAGACAAUUGAAGUUUAGUUUGCACUUUAUAUUUUCCAUUUGAUAGUAUUAUGAGUAAUUCACCGUUAUUAGUACAUGGGUAUAUUAAGCUAAUAUACCACAGAACUAACAGUGAUUAUAGUAGAUUGUAGAGAGGCACUAAUUUACUUUCAGCUACAUUAGAUUUUGGGAAAAUAAGUCACGAGGUGAAGUGCAUAGAUAAGACCAUUACAGUAUAACAUAAGUAGAAUCCUUUAGUAGAGUUUGUCUAAACCAAAACUAGUAACAUUCUGGUGAAAUGUAACAAUUGCAUAUUUUGAAUCCAA
Molecule: messenger RNA, 2520 nt
Organism: Ricinus communis (castor bean)
Lineage: Eukaryota; Viridiplantae; Streptophyta; Magnoliopsida; Malpighiales; Euphorbiaceae
Exons: 1
Coding region: 284-2233 (649 amino acids)
Source: RefSeq, a predicted model, not a curated record